Messenger RNA from Dentiscutata heterogama, 178 nucleotides. Lineage: Eukaryota; Fungi; Glomeromycota; Glomeromycetes; Diversisporales; Gigasporaceae. The record is from the annotation of a GenBank genome assembly.
UGUUCUUACUAGUAAUGUUAAAGAAAAUAUACUUUUUAGAAACAAUAUACACUCUAAAGAGGAAAAGCAAUUAACAGAUGCUCUUCAAGAACUACAUUUUUACUUUUGGUUUGAGAAAACAAUGAUAAAUACUCUUCAAAAACAAUAUCUUAUUUUGGCUACAACAGUCUUGAAAUAG